UCUUUAGUUGAAAUAGCAUCUUAGUGAGACACAAAUUUUGUGAGUAUCAGCUCCGUCCAAACAGAGAGUAGCAUGGGCCUGAAGUGAUGCAUCUACUAAGAAAGUGAAACUACUGAUGCGUAAGUGCUUAAUUGAAAUCUUUGUAAUACUUUUGAAUGUGUUUGUCCAAUAUGGCCGAAGGAUUUCCAGAACAUGUUACAUCGGCUGUUAUGAAAUAAAUGUCAUAUAAGGAAAACGAGUUUAUUUGAAGCCAGUUCAAUAUUCUAUGUUGUGAUAUCAGAACAGUAAUGGUUAACAGAAGAAAUAGAUUCUGUCUUAUUGUAUCAAUCAACGAUUAUAGGUCAAGGUCAAUCCAAUGAAAGAACAAUAAAGUUCAAACUCUUUGAACUUUAACACAUUCAAUCACAGGUUUAGGCAAAGAAGUUAUGUCGGGGCAAAGUUCAACUAAUAUUGAUACUGUUCUAAAUAGUGAUCAAAUACCUCUGUCACUCUAUUCUAUGCAAAAUUAUAUGCGACCCAAAUUGGAUCAUAAUGCAAUUGAUGGAUUAUCUUUAGAUACAACGCCUGAUGCCACUGAAUCACACCAUGACCUCGGAUUUACAUUUGUAGAUAACAGUGCGGCGUUCCCCACAACAAAUCGAAGCACAGAAGAUAACAAGAAUGCCUUACAUAUAAGCUGUGAGGUAUUAUCAGAAAUGAGUGGUUGUAUUGAAUGUGUCAAGGCAAUUCCCGUUAUUUCUGCAUGCGAAAUUCAAGAAGGAGACCAUAUCGUUUUUGCUGGUACAGUGUACGAUCACCAUGCAAUUGUAGAGUCUAAACUUCCUGACAAACGGUUUGAAAUAAUAGAAGCAACAAAUACAAUUUUUGGAGUAGCAACAGGUGUUUUCCUUGGCAAAAAAGCUCGCAUUAGAAAAUCAACCAGAUUGUUUAACUUUGCAACACAAAAUCUCCGUGUUGUAUCUUACAGAGUAAGGCCUUUCACGCGGAAAGAAACUGCACAACGAGCAAGGCAUGUUGUUGAAGGUGAUGGGACGAAUGGAAAGUACGAUUAUGACCUUUUAGAAAAUAAUUGCGAACAUUUUGCAACAUAUUGCGUUACAGGAAGAAAAUUCAGUAUCCAAGUAACAAAAUUCAGAUUAACCAGUAGUUUGUUUUGGAAAAGUGGAUUUAUUGGGAUAAGUGAUGAAUCGAUCAGGAAUGAAAAGCAAUAUGAAAACGGAAUAAUAUGUAAACAGUGUUUUGAAAUCAACAGACAAUUAUUCAAAGUAAAUGUUAGGCCAAUAGAAAAGGCAGAAGAUGUCCAAAAGGGACACAUCAUAUGGUACAGUUACUGGAACUUGUGGCAUGAUGCUGUCAUCUUAGAUUUAAAAUAUGUCGACAAUUCUUAUGUUACCUGCUACAUUGCACAUUAUGCGUUUUGUGGCAUUUUUAUGCAUAGGACAAUUAUACGAGACGAAUUAAUAGUCUAUUUUGUUGGCAGCUUCAAGAUAUUGGAAUAUGAUCCACCAGACUAUAAUGUUUACGACGUCGAGACUGUCAUUGAAAGGGCAUCGGGACGACUAGGUGAACAACAAUUUAUAUUCUUUUCUAAUGAUUCAAGUCAUUUCUCGCGUUGGUGUAAACUAAAACGGGAAAAAGCAACAUCA
Mytilus californianus (California mussel) is the source of this 1646-nucleotide messenger RNA. RefSeq lists its product as uncharacterized. Gene Ontology annotation, cellular component: cytoplasm. The transcript has a single exon. The record is from RefSeq and is a predicted model, not a curated record. Lineage: Eukaryota; Metazoa; Mollusca; Bivalvia; Mytilida; Mytilidae. Gene Ontology annotation, molecular function: glycerophospholipid phospholipase A1 activity; A2-type glycerophospholipase activity. The annotation marks the transcript as partial. Gene Ontology annotation, biological process: N-acylphosphatidylethanolamine metabolic process.